AUGUCGACUUUUGGCGAGUAUUUCCGGGUCACCACCUAUGGUGAAUCCCACUGCCGCUCCGUCGGCUGCAUCGUCGAUGGCUGCCCCCCAGGCAUGGCGCUCACCGAAGCCGACAUCCAGCCGCAGAUGACCCGUCGCCGCCCAGGCCAAUCAGCCAUCACAACCCCCCGCAACGAGAAGGACCGCGUACAGAUCCAGUCCGGCACCGAGUUUGGUGUGACCCUCGGCACCCCGAUCGGCAUGCUGGUCAUGAACGAGGACCAGAGGCCCAAGGACUACGGCAAUUCCACCAUGGACCUGUACCCGCGUCCCUCCCACGCCGACUGGACCUACCUCGAGAAGUACGGCGUCAAGGCCUCCUCUGGCGGCGGCCGGAGUAGCGCCCGCGAGACCAUUGGCCGUGUGGCCGCUGGUGCCAUCGCAGAAAAGUACCUGCGCCUCGCCUACGGCGUCGAGAUCGUCGCCUUCACCACGAGUGUCGGCGCCGAACACCUUUUCCCCCCCUCGGCCGAGCACCCCUCGCCCAGCACGAACCCCGAGUACCUCAAGCUGCUGCAAACUAUCGACCGCAAGACGGUUGACGCCCACCUUCCCGUGCGGUGUCCCGACGAGGAGGCCUCGCGCAGGAUGGAGGAGUACAUUGCGGGCUUCCGCGACCGAGCCGACAGCAUUGGCGGGACCGUGACGUGCGUCAUCAAGAACGCACCCACGGGGCUAGGCGAGCCCUGCUUCGACAAGCUCGAGGCCCUGCUCGCACACGCCAUGCUGUCCAUCCCAGCAACGAAAGGCUUCGAGAUCGGCUCCGGCUUCGGCGGCUGCGAGAUCCCGGGCUCGAUACACAACGACCCUUUUAUCGCCGCUGAGACGGCCCAGAGGCUAGAGGAAGAAGAACACAAGACGGGCGCCGACAGGGCCGGCAUACCCAGGCCGAAGCUGACGACCAAGACCAACUUCAGCGGCGGCAUACAGGGCGGCAUCACCAACGGCGCCCCCAUCUACUUCAGGGUGGGCUUCAAGCCCGCCGCCACCAUUGGCCAGGAGCAGACCACCGCCACCUACGACGGCUCGAGCUCAGGGAUCCUGGCCGCCAAGGGCCGCCACGACCCGUGCGUGGUGCCGCGCGCCGUGCCCAUCGUUGAGUCCAUGGCCGCACUGGUGCUCAUGGACACCGUCCUCGCCCAGCAGGCCAGGAGCACCGCGAGAAGUCUGCUUCCGUCGUUGCAGUCACAAGCUGCCGGAAACGGGCAGGCGGCGUAG
Molecule: messenger RNA, 1257 nt
Organism: Cryphonectria parasitica EP155
Lineage: Eukaryota; Fungi; Ascomycota; Sordariomycetes; Diaporthales; Cryphonectriaceae
Product: chorismate synthase/flavin reductase, NADPH-dependent
Exons: 2
Coding region: 1-1257 (418 amino acids)
Biological process (GO): aromatic amino acid biosynthetic process; chorismate biosynthetic process
Cellular component (GO): cytosol
Molecular function (GO): chorismate synthase activity; FMN binding
Source: RefSeq, a predicted model, not a curated record